Messenger RNA from Anolis sagrei ordinatus, 3264 nucleotides. RefSeq names its product MAGUK p55 scaffold protein 4 (gene MPP4). The record is from RefSeq and is a predicted model, not a curated record. Gene Ontology annotation, molecular function: protein binding. Gene Ontology annotation, cellular component: plasma membrane; adherens junction. Lineage: Eukaryota; Metazoa; Chordata; Lepidosauria; Squamata; Anolidae.
UGCAGAAGGUAUGCUGAAGUUGAUCUUUGUAAGAGCGAAUUGUUAAGGAGCUUUGUUCUCUCUUUGGUAAUGAGGCAUGCUAAGGUUAUGUUUCAACGGAUUAAAAAGGAAAGGAUGUCCCUAGAUUAGUUGGAGCAGUAAGGUGACUGAGAUUGCAAAUAUCCAGUAAAGGUUUUCCUUGGCAAUUUUAUACGAUUGGAACAUGUAAAAUCUGACAAGAAACCAUGCUCCCUUUUAGGAUAAGUAAGACACCAUCUCAACCGCUGCUCUGAAAUCCAGCUAAUUGAAUAACAACAUCCAGUUCAGUGUUUAGGAAGGAAGCAAGUUCUAAAUAUAGGUCCUAAGGAGGGCAGUAAAAAGUGACAGUAAUUCCUUCGUCUCUGGUAAGAAGAUUGAGGUAAUACAUCUCUUGCCGUACUCCUGCAAAUUUCUACCCACCAAUCCAGGAAAAAUGGCUGCUGUCUUCGUUUGGUCCAUUUGAAAACUACAAUUUUCAACGCAUUUUACUCCAGAUGAUUCACUCAGAGAAACGAGGGGAAUCUCCAAGGAUGAAGGAGAAGAUGGAAAAGGCUGCACUCCUGCGCAGCCAUGAUAAUGGUUUGUCUCAUUUACUAUCUCUGGUCCUGCAAGAGCUGAGCCUCUUCUAUAAGCGAGAUGUAAAUGGUGUUGGUGUGUUAUAUGACCUGCUCAGAUCGCCAUGGCUACAGGCGCUCCUCAAGGUGUACGAAUGCCUUCAUCAGCAUAUCAAACGGAGACCAGUUCCACUUACCUUGCAGGCUCGUGCACUGACCCACGAGGUGGUGGAUUUGUUACGUGGAGUUCAGCAACAUCCAGAGGUCAAAGAGCUAAGACGACUUCUACGAGGUCCACAUUUCAAGGCCUUACUUUCAGCUCAUGAUACUGUGGCUCAGAAGGAUUAUGAACCCGUUCUUCCACCUCUGCCAGAUAACAUCCCUGAGAACGAGGAGGCUAUGAGGAUAGUCUGCCUAGUGAAAAACAAGCAACCUCUUGGUGCAACUAUUAAACGCCACGAGCUAACAGGAGAUAUUACAGUAGCAAGAGUGAUCCAUGGUGGACUGGCAGAUAGAAGUGGAUUGUUGUAUGCUGGAGACAAGCUGGUAGAGGUGAAUGGGGUCCCAGUAGAGGGGCUGGAGCCUGAACAAGUUAUCCACAUUCUGGCACUAUCCCAGGGAACAAUUAUGUUCAAGCUAAUUCCAGUUUCUGAUCGACCGGUCAGCAAUCAGACAACACUCUAUGUGCGUGCAAUGGCAGACUACUGGCCUCUCCAGGACGCAGCCAUUCCUUGUGCUGACGCAGGACUAGCCUUUAAAAAGGGAGACAUUCUUCAAAUUGUGGACCAAAAUGACACCUUCUGGUGGCAAGCAAGGAAAGUCUCAGACCUCAGUGCCUGUGCAGGACUCAUUCCUUCAAAUCAUCUUUUGAAGAGGAAACAACGGGAAUUCUGGUGGUCUCAGCCUUUCCAACCCCACACCUGCCUCAAAUCAACUAUUUUGAGUACUGUGGAAGAAGAAGAGGACAUGCAGAUUGACGAGAAGUGUGUUGAAACAGAUGAGGAGACAUUUGAGUCUGAGGAGCUUAAAGAAGAAGAGGAAGAAUUCAGUGGAUCUGGUCAGCAGGUCUUCAUUACUGGCUUCCGUAGAAGUAUGCGCUUGUGCCGCAGGAAAUCCCGCAACAGUCACUUACCGUGUUAUGCCCGGUGUCCUGGUGGAUGCUACAGUGCUGUAGCGGCGCCAUAUGAAGAAGUAGUGAGAUAUCAGAGACUCCCUGGUGACAGAAACCGAUUAAUUGUACUAAUAGGUCCUUCCGGUGUUGGAGUGAAUGAACUACGGCGGCAGCUUAUUGGUAUAAAUCCUCAUCUCUUUCAGAGUGCAGUGCCACAUACAACCCGUGCUCAGAAGAGCUAUGAAGUGAAUGGCCGAGAGUAUCAUUAUGUAUCAAAGGAAACCUUCGAAAACAUGGUGUACAGCCACAGGAUGCUGGAGUAUGGAGAGUACAAAGGGAACUUCUAUGGCACAAGCACCGAUUCAGUCCGUGCAGUUCUUGAUGCUGGGAAGAUCUGUAUAGUUGAUUUAGAGCCUCAGAACAUUCAGCUGGCCCGUACGCAUGAACUGAAGCCCUACAUUAUAUUCAUUAAGCCAUCCAGUGUCAGCUGCAUGAAACAGUCCCGGAAAAAUGCCAGGAUGAUUACAGACUAUUACGUGAACAUGAAAUUUAAGGAAGAAGACCUGCAGGAGAUGGAAGAAUCAGCUAAAAAAAUGGAAACUCAGUUUGGCCAAUUCUUUGACCAAGUGAUUGUGAAUGACAACUUACAGGAAGCUUGUCUUCAGUUGCUGUCUGCUGUACGUCGAGCACAGGACGAACCUCAGUGGGUCCCAGCAACAUGGAUUUGCUCAGAAAAUCAGCCAUAAUUUCCAAGACUAGACAGAUUUACACUGAUUGUAUAGAGUUCAUGCUUCACUACAACAUUAAUCAUAAUGCUGGUACUGCCAGAUAAAAUAUAUCUUUGUUUAAAGGGAUUUUGGAGAUGAUUCAAGCAAGAAGCUAUAAAAUUCUUGGACAUAGUCCAUAUCACUUUGAGGCGGGAACUAAAGCUUAAUAAACCAGCAACUGAGCAAGCAAUGUGCUGAUGCAAUUCACUCCUUUUUGGUGUGGGGAGAUAAACAAAAACCAGUGGUUCUCAACCUGUGUUUUGGUCUACAACUUCCAGAAAUCCCAGCCAGUUUACCAGCUGUUUGGAUUUCUUACUUAUAUUUCUGUAAGUUGAAGGCCAAAACAUCUGGGAACCCACAGGUUGGGAACCACUGGUAUAGACAAACCAAACUAGACAAUUAUAGUACUAUUAUAUUGCUUUAAUUGCCACAGUUCCACCUUACGGGGUCCUGGGAUCUGUAGCUUGAUGUAGUAUUUACUGCUUGUGAUGGCAGAGAUCUCUAGGGCUGGAGUUCAGGAUAGUUCAUUAGAAAACCCUCACCACCCAAAUCCUGUGGGAUGGAGUCAUGGCCAUUAAACUGUGGGUGCAUGCCAGAAUCCACAAGGCAGUAGCAAACCUCAUUUCACUGUCUGGUUUAUCAAACCAAAACUCAUGGCUUAAAGUGAAGAGAAAUGAAACCAUUAUGUGAUGUGGUGUCCUUAAACACUGUGUAUUCAGUAACAUUAAUUUUGUUCCAAAACACUGUUAGGUUGUAGUGACAGAAUGCAAUGUAAUUGUUAUGGGGGAAAAUUAAAAGAAUUUAUUUUGUUGCA